Molecule: messenger RNA, 1458 nt
Organism: Arabidopsis thaliana (thale cress)
Lineage: Eukaryota; Viridiplantae; Streptophyta; Magnoliopsida; Brassicales; Brassicaceae
Gene: HAOX1
Product: Aldolase-type TIM barrel family protein
Exons: 10
Coding region: 691-1458 (255 amino acids)
Biological process (GO): defense response to bacterium; hydrogen peroxide biosynthetic process; fatty acid metabolic process
Cellular component (GO): peroxisome
Molecular function (GO): oxidoreductase activity; FMN binding; (S)-2-hydroxy-acid oxidase activity
Source: RefSeq, marked reviewed
CUUCUACAAUGGUUUUAGUUCUGAGUCCCUUAAUGAUCGCAGCCAAUACAUCUAUUUUUUGUCGUUUCCUGUAACAUUAAGAUUUGAACAUACUAAUUCAAACAAAUCAGUAACAUAGACGAAUUAAGUCCGGUAGUGGAUAAUUAGUUUGAUGAUAAGGUCUCUUUUAAAGAUGUUUAAUCUUGAUAGAGGACAAGAGGAGCAAGAUUCUUGCAUGGUUGAUUAUUAAAGCAGUGUGUUCUUUGAUUCUAAAUUUCUUUCCUUUAUAUGAAAUUGUAGAUAAAUGGAUCAAAUCGUUAACGUGGAUGAGUUUCAAGAGCUGGCCAAACAGGCCCUCCCUAAGAUGUACUAUGAUUUCUACAAUGGAGGAGCAGAGGAUCAACACACUCUCAAUGAAAAUGUCCAAGCUUUCCGUAGAAUCAUGUUUAGGCCUAGGGUUCUUGUUGAUGUGAGCAACAUAGAUAUGUCUACAAGUAUGUUGGGUUACCCAAUCUCAGCUCCCAUCAUGAUUGCUCCAACAGCAAUGCAUAAGUUGGCUCAUCCUAAAGGAGAAAUCGCCACAGCGAAAGCUGCAGCUGCGUGUAACACUAUCAUGGUACUACGGUGUUUGUUGGAAUGCAUUUUUACAUUGUUUGGAUUUUAAGGUGAUGAUUAUGGUGUUUGGUUGUGUGAUUUCAGAUAGUAUCAUUCAUGUCUACUUGCACUAUUGAGGAGGUUGCUUCCAGUUGUAACGCUGUUCGGUUUCUUCAAAUAUAUGUGUACAAGAGACGUGAUGUAACAGCUCAGAUUGUGAAAAGAGCUGAAAAAGCUGGAUUCAAGGCUAUAGUUCUAACUGUUGAUGUUCCCAGACUUGGUAGAAGGGAAGCAGAUAUAAAGAACAAAAUGAUAUCCCCACAGCUGAAGAAUUUUGAAGGCUUAGUUUCAACCGAAGUCCGACCUAAUGAAGGUUCAGGGGUUGAAGCCUUUGCCUCUAGUGCAUUUGAUGCUUCGUUAAGCUGGAAGGAUAUCGAAUGGUUAAGAUCUAUUACAAAGUUGCCAAUUCUGGUCAAAGGGUUACUCACACGUGAAGACGCUCUUAAGGCUGUUGAAGCCGGUGUAGAUGGAAUAGUGGUAUCCAACCACGGGGCUCGCCAGCUCGACUAUUCCCCGGCUACGAUAACUGUUUUAGAAGAGGUUGUUCAUGCUGUGAAAGGUAGGAUUCCGGUUUUGCUUGAUGGAGGAGUAAGACGAGGAACAGAUGUUUUCAAAGCGCUGGCGCUCGGAGCACAAGCUGUUCUUAUAGGGAGGCCUAUAGUCUAUGGGCUUGCAGCUAAGGGUGAAGAUGGAGUGAAAAAAGUGAUUGAUAUGCUGAAAAAUGAGUUUGAGAUUACUAUGGCCCUUUCUGGCUGUCCAACCAUUGAUGACGUAACCAGAAACCAUGUUAGGACAGAGAAUGAGAGAAUUAAAUCUAUGCUCUGA